AUUCUGUAGUUUCCUAUAUCUAGAGCCCUAUAUUGCAAAUCAUAUAUAUGCGCCUGUAUGUAUGUCUGCAUAUUAAGUUAACACCAUCGUGAUGGUAUUGAUAGGGUACACAAACCGACUAUAUUAGCUUCAAAUUUCCUUUUUUGGCUUGCCGAUUCUCUUCACUCCCCUCCCCCGGCUUCGCGGAGAACUCUGAAAGGGGUUUUCUCCCAUGAGUGCCCACAGUCUUCUUCCCUCCGCAGCAAAUUCCCAUCUUCCCAUUAAUCCUCCCAUCGGCGGAGUGUUCGACAGUUUUUGUCUUUUCGUAGAAGGUUUUGAGCAACCUUCGCGGGUUCAUUAGGGUUUGGAGAACAUCGCGAUUUUAGUUGAGUUUGUUUUUGUUUUCUUUGGGGUUUUUUUAUUAUUGUAGAUAUAGGGGUUGGUUAGGGUUUUGUUAAUCGGAGAUGGGGAGCGUGGAUCGGGUCGGUGAUCGGACAUUCAAGCCUAACUUCACGGUUGAUGGUGCGUUGAAGCUGAGGGAAAAAGUGAACGAGAAGCUGAAGGAAUUCAUGGGGGAUUACACUGAUGACACUCUUGUGGAUUAUGUUAUUGUUUUAUUGAGGAAUGGCAGGCAAAAAGAACAAGCAAAGAAUGAAUUGAAUGUUUUCCUGGGGGAUGAUAGCGAUUCUUUUGUAUCCUGGCUUUGGGAUCAUCUGACUCUGAAUAUAGAUUUGUAUGUACAACCUAAAGAAGGGCAGGAUGGGGCUCCCAAAAAAAUCAUAUCGGAGGUCCAAGCUAGUGUUGAUGACGCUCAGCAUUUAAAUUCAGAGUCCGACAGAGGAAAGUCUCAUAAGUUAUCUAGAAGACGGCACAACAAAGAUUGGAAAGGAUUAGGGAGGGAGGAAACUGAGCCACCUACCCUACGCAGCUCUGUGGUUGACAAUUCUCAUUCGGAUGAAAAAACCCGAACAGAAGCUGACCAUCAUCCAAAGUCACCACCUUCACCUCUAGUUCGGAGGAAGAGAGGCCAUCCAGAUGAGCAAAAGACAAAGAGGGAUGCAAUAUCACAAGCAACCAUCAAUGCACCUCGGCGGCUACUUCAGUUUGCUGUACGAGAUGCUGUGGCUACUUCAAGGCCAUCUAAUUCUGGCCCAUCUGUGGAGCCCUCCUUGAAGCGUCUUCGUUCUGUAGUCUCUACAUCCUCUGCUGAUUCAUCUUUAGCUGAACGUCCUCAAAGGUUACAGCCUAUUCCUAGGGUGUCAAAUCCCAUGUCCACGGUGAUUAAAGCUGUGGCAGAAGCUGCUGAAGAUGUGAUGAAAUUUAAAUCCUCAGGCAGUGUGUUUGAUCGACUUGGCCGUGGUACGGAUCCAUCAGAUGGUAGCUGCCAACUUGAAGAUGAUUAUCAAAUUCAGGAGCAAAACCAAGCAAUUUAUCUUCAAAGAACUGACUACAGUGGUCAGUAUGCCACAAGUAAUACUAUGUUGGAAGAUGAAGCUGAUUUUCCUUUUGAUCAUACUUCAGAUAACGAAGAGUAUAAUGAUGUGAAUGCCAUGGGUCAUAGGGGGGUUGGUGCUUUGCAGCUUGCCUCCUCUGGUGGAAACACGGGUGAUAAUUCAUCCAUGGUGCAGUAUGGUGUUGCUAAAAACACUGAUCAUAAUAUGUAUCUUAAGCAGAAUAGAGGUCAUGAGCAACCUGCUGCACCUAACACGUCCCAUGAGAUAGUGAAUAUUUCUGUAAAUGUAAAUACUUGGAAGUCACCACAAUAUCAGGAACCAAGAGAGGUUGCAGAAAUAGAUGGUCUUAAAACUAGAGACUCUGAGGCAGGGACUCCCAGAUCUUGCCAUCAACUGAUGAAGGCCAAGGCCAGCACUCUGAAAGUUAGUAAUGGGAACGCCAACACUGCUUUCAAUGUUCAAAAAGAAUCUCAGAAGACGCACGUAUCUGCUUCUGGUUCGGGUGCUGCUGGUCGUCCUUUGGAGGAUGCUGAUUCCCGAACCAUUUUUGUUGGCAAUGUUCAUUUUGCUGCCACCAAAGACAGCUUAUCUCGCCAUUUUAAUAAAUUUGGGGACGUGCUAAAAGUGGUCAUACUUGUUGAUGCCGCAACAGGGCAACCCAAAGGGUCAGCUUAUGUGGAGUUCAUGCGAAAAGAAUCAGCAGAGAAUGCAUUAUCUCUGGAUGGCACAUCUUUCAUGUCACGGAUUCUUAAGGUUGUGAAGAAAGGUGCUGCGCCACAAGAAUCCACUCCAACAAUAGCAUGGCCACGUGGAGUUCGGGGAUCUUCAUUUCCCACUGCUAGGUUUUCAAGAGCUCCCUUUCCGAGAGGCAGUCCUGGUGCAUUCUGGUCUCGGCCUCCAAUGAGAAUUGGGGCCAGGAGCAUGCAAUGGAAGCGAGAUGCUCAGGGCCCUAAUCAGCCUGACAAUGGUGCUUCUUUCAAUACCAGCAGCACUGCUGUGCCUGCUGCGCUGCGCGUGGUCUUACCUAUGUAAGAACAGAGUCGAAGCCAGAAAGUGGCUAGGGUAGAAUGUAAGAUCAACUUUGGGGUGAUGUUGCCUUGGAGGGAAUGAAUGCUGGGCAAAAUUUUUUGCAGAGGAAAGGAGUUUUCAUCCACCAACAUAUGGAGUCAUCUGGCUUACUUUAUGGAACAUUCUCGUAAAUGCACUUUAAUGAUGCGUAUAAAUAUCGCUGGUUGAUAAAAUUAUUCAUUGCAGGGGCGUGACUUUUUGAUGGAAUGAAGAUGAGAAGAAUGUAAUGGAAAUAGUUAGGAUCUUGAUAUCCAUUUUUCCUCCCAAUAUUGUCCAUAGAGUUGAAUUAAAAUUUGUGGAUAGGAUGGCCUUAAAUGGUCCGUUUUGGGACAAUCUGUUUUGGUUUUCCACUUGGGAUUAAUUUUGAUUUAUAAAUAAAGAAGGUAGAAAAUGAUGGAAAAAAAGGUAAAAGAUGAAUUGCACGCGCACUGUCCCAUACUCUGCCCAUAGAUUUAUUUACAUGUUUACAUAUUUGGUAAA
Molecule: messenger RNA, 2981 nt
Organism: Neltuma alba
Lineage: Eukaryota; Viridiplantae; Streptophyta; Magnoliopsida; Fabales; Fabaceae
Exons: 9
Coding region: 444-2465 (673 amino acids)
Biological process (GO): regulation of mRNA stability
Cellular component (GO): nucleus; cytoplasm
Molecular function (GO): poly(A) binding
Source: RefSeq, a predicted model, not a curated record